AUGCCGCCAAGGCGCUGCCCAAACCGCCUCCUGGUGCUGUGCGCCUCCAUCAAUGAUGUCACGGCGUGGCCGUUUUGGAAGUUCUUGCAGAUGAAGAAGAUUCGCGGCGUGACGGACAUGGCGCUGCUCGCCUUCAACAGCGACGGCGGCAGCUUCGAGGCCCGCAUCGAUGGGGACAAAUACCAGCUCAAGAACUAUGCCAAGGUUCGCGGCUACCAGCAUGACAUGUUUGAGAGCUUUGUGCAUCGCUGGCACGAUCCGGGCCGAAGCUAUUUUGUGUAUGGCGGGCAUGGUAUGGGGGACUAUGUGGAGCUAGAACAGAACCGUGUUUCGCUGCAGGUGCACGAGCUCGCCGACGUCUUCGGCACGCGUAUCUUCGAAGCGGUGCUCUUUGACGCCUGCUUCAUGGCGAACCUCGACUGCGCCUAUCAUCUGCGCCACAACACGCGGUACAUCGGUGCCUGCGAGGGGUACAUGUGGGAGCCUGACACGGCCCUCGACUACCAUGUCUUCAACACCCACAACGCGAGCGCCAUGAGCCGCUUCAAAGACCCGCUGCACAUCCUCCGCGUUAUUCAGGCGGACUACUGCAGCAAGGCGCCGCGUGGCGACUUCACCAUCAUCGACACCACGCACAUCGCGGAGCUGCGGCAGUACGUGCAGGAGCAUGUCAUGCAGCGCGUGUAUGACCGGGCGACCUUCUACAGCCUACCGCAGCGAGAGCGACUGCAGCAAAUCGCCGAGGCGGCGAUUCAGGCGUCCAUAUCCCAGUUUGGCCACCCCGGCGGUGACACCAACGUGAUGAACGGCGUUGGCAGUGGCACUGGCCGCCCGCGCACCGCCUCAUUGUCACCCGAGAUGCUUGCACUUUCCGCCGCCGGCAGACCGACGCGGCGGCAGAGAAUGCUGCAGGCGAUUCAGUUCGAGCAUUCGCUUUACCCGUCUGAGGUAGACGACAAGCAGCUGCUCGACCUCAAGUCGUAUCUCACGGACAUGCUGCGGGAGGAGCAGCAGCAAAAGGCGUGGGAGGCAGCGGCGCUGGGGCCGCACCGCCGCAUUGCAGCGGGUCGCCGCCGCGUGCGAAGUGAUGCACUGGAGCAUGGUGGCAGCUCCGGAAUUGCCGCCGCCUCCUGUGCCUCGUCCUCCUUCGCCGUCUGGAAGGCGCCACCGUCGCGGGCGCUGUUCGUUGAUGAGCACGGGCGACUGCCCGCUGCCAGUUCUGCAGGGUGUGCACUGUCCACCAACGGUGGCCCAGUCGCAGCAACCGACACGCAGGAGGAGGCGACAGCGCUCUGUCCUGCAGCCCUUGCGAGCACUCCAGCGAUGGCAGCAGCGCCGCCUCCGUCUCUCUCCACCUCUUACAAGGGCAGCGCGCAGGAGGGGCUAAAUCUUUUUCACCAGGUUGUCGUGAGCCAGAUCCCACCCAAGGCCGCUUCCAUCUACGCGUCCCAGCUCGGCGGGUUAUCCUUCACGGUGCACGAGUACAGUGCCAUGUCUCGGCCGGCAGAGCCGUGGUUGGUGGGCUCCAAGAGGUUGCUGAAGCGUCGGGCAAAGCAAUUCCUGAAGAGCGGCGAACUCUCGGAGGUGGUGAUGGAGUCCCCGAAGGCGAGCGUGCCCGUCACAGGCGCUGCCCUCGUGGCAGCCGUGGAGAAGGCGACAGCAACGGCGGCGGCGGUGACGGGCGCCUCUGCAGGAAAACCCCAGCAUGCGACCUCCGUCCCCGCGCUGCCGCUGUCACCCAGAACACGAAUGCUCUCCACGGACCAGCGUCUAGGUUUCGCGAGCAGCAGUAAUGGCACAGACAGCGACAGCUCCUUGUCGCUCAGCUUGUCCGCACCGCUCUUCACCUCCUCCACGGAUGCGUGCAACAGCAACAUGAAGGCAGUAAUUCUCGACUCGCCACAGCGGCCUGGCUCCUAUACAUCAUUACCCGACUCCAAACAGCGUACAAGCGCUUGCUGA
Messenger RNA from Leishmania mexicana MHOM/GT/2001/U1103, 1962 nucleotides. RefSeq lists its product as hypothetical. Lineage: Eukaryota; Euglenozoa; Kinetoplastea; Trypanosomatida; Trypanosomatidae. The record is from RefSeq and is a predicted model, not a curated record. The coding region runs from base 1 to 1962 and encodes 653 amino acids. The transcript has a single exon.